AUGUCAACAGAUGAAGAGAAGAUUGCUGUGCAACUUGACAACAAUCACAACAAUGAAUCAGGCUCAGACAUUGCCGAAAGUAUCGAGAGAGAGAAGGCUGGGUUGAAGGCGAGGAGAAAAGUUGACACGACUGUUCUUCCACUUCUCUUCCUCGGCCUGCUCGUGUUCCAAUUGGACCGCAUGAACCUCGCCAGCGCGCUCACAGAUGGCUUCGCAAAGACCAUUGGCGUGAAUCAGAACACAAUCAACCUUGGAAACCAGCUUAUGUUCCUGGGCAUCGUCGUGCUAGAGAUCCCGUCGAAUCUCAUCCUGCAACGCAUUGGCCCGCGGAAAUGGAUAUCGGCCCAGGUCUUCAUCUUCGGCCUCGUCGCUUCACUCCAGGUAUUCGUCAAAGAUCGCGCAGGCUUCCUUGCCUCGCGAAUGUUUCUGGGACUCUGUGAGGCUGGGUACAUCCCCGGGGCCAUUUACACCCUGUCUACCUGGUACACAAAGCGCGAGUCCGCGAAGAGGGUUGCUGUGUUCUUCUUCGGCAUGUUCGGCGGAAAUGCGAUCAGUCCGCUUCUCGCGAGUGGAAUAUUGAAGCUCAGAGGCCGACAGGGACUCGCGGGAUGGCAAUGGCUGUUCUUGAUCGAGGGCGUCUUCACAAUGGUCGUAUCCCUCGUCCUCCUAUUCCUCCUCCCCGGAUCGCCCGACCAACCGCGCCCACUCCUCUCACCCGGCCUCAUCCACUUUUCGCCCGCCGACCAAGAAGGCCUUAAAAAGCGUAUCGAGGACGACGAUCCCGGGCGCAGACACGGCGCACAGGGCAUGGAAAUCCCGCUGAAGCUCGUCUGGCAGACCGUCAAGCACUACCGCCGCUGGCCGCACUUCGUCUCCACGUUCGCCGUCUUCUCCACCUGGAGCUCGCUGACGACCUACACGCCGUCCAUCAUCAUGGCGCUCGGCUUCGACCGCAUCGAGGCGAAUGCGCUCGCAUGCGUGGGUGGUUUCAUAGCGCUCGGUGUCGUGUUUUUCUUCGGGUGGUUGAGCGAUUACACGAAUAAGCGGGGUAUCAGCGUCGUUAUUGCUCAUAUCUGCUAUCUCAUCGUCCUGAUCAUAUGCCGCGAGGUUCAUCCCAAUGUGGGGAAGUGGUCGAGAUGGGGGCUCUGGACGAGUGUCAAUGCGUUCGCGAUCGGAUACCAUCCCAUUCACAAUUCGUGGGUGCAGUUGAAUUGCCAGGAUCCACGGGAGAGGAGCAUCAGUAUUGCUAUGUGGGUCAUGUCUGCCAUUUCCGGGCUCAUGGUCGGGACGCAGUAUUAUCGGGCUGAUGAUUUGCCUUUUUAUAACAAGGGUUUGAGGACCCAGAUCAUCAUGGUUUCUAUUGGAAUGUUCUUUGCGAUUGUGCAGGAAGCGGUAUAUUUGAGGUAUAACAAGAAGGCUUUGAAGAAGCAUCAGGAGGAAGGCGGCGAGAGACCGUGGCUGUAUCAGCCGUGA
Molecule: messenger RNA, 1473 nt
Organism: Aaosphaeria arxii CBS 175.79
Lineage: Eukaryota; Fungi; Ascomycota; Dothideomycetes; Pleosporales
Product: MFS general substrate transporter
Exons: 5
Coding region: 1-1473 (490 amino acids)
Biological process (GO): transmembrane transport
Cellular component (GO): membrane
Molecular function (GO): transmembrane transporter activity
Source: RefSeq, a predicted model, not a curated record